Messenger RNA from Vitis vinifera (wine grape), 1973 nucleotides. RefSeq names its product transcription factor CSA. Bases 346 to 1719 code for a protein of 457 amino acids. Gene Ontology annotation, molecular function: DNA-binding transcription factor activity, RNA polymerase II-specific; RNA polymerase II cis-regulatory region sequence-specific DNA binding. The transcript is spliced from 3 exons. Gene Ontology annotation, cellular component: nucleus. Gene Ontology annotation, biological process: regulation of DNA-templated transcription. The record is from RefSeq and is a predicted model, not a curated record. Lineage: Eukaryota; Viridiplantae; Streptophyta; Magnoliopsida; Vitales; Vitaceae.
AUAAGAACCAGUUAAAUUAAAGGUCAGGGUCAGUCAGGGUGGUUAACUACUUGAAAGAAAAACUCUUUUUCUCACUCUGGAGAGGGGAAGGCGUGUAGGCUUCUGUUAAAACACUCGGCUGUUUUUGCUGUUUCAAGUUUUUUUUCUCUCUCUCUCUCUCUUUUUUUUCUCUUUUCCCUGAAGUUUUGCUUCCCUCUGCAAAACCCCUUUCUCCUCCUCUUCACUAUCUGUCAAACUUUGUUCUCAUUUUUAGUUCCACUACACAUCCCUUUUUUUUCCAAUCAGGCCAUGAAGAUGACUCUGUAACAGUUGAAUAGCAGCAACUGUCAGAUAGGAAAUGAAGGCAUGGCUAACAAGUGUGUUAUUUAUGCACCAGAUAACACAAAUGGUCUCAGCUGUUACUCAUCCACUCCCUCCUCUUCUUCAUCUUCCACUACUUCUCUUGGGACUUCCAUGGGGAUGGUUUUUGCAGACAUGGGUGCUCUUUCUAUAAAUCCAAACUAUGGCGUGGUGCCAGCUGUUUCUUCUUCACAAGAGAGUACUUAUGUGCGUAAGGGCCCAAGUGAGGUAGAAAAUGGGAGAGCUUGCUGGGGUUUUCCUUUCAUGGGAAACUGCACUGCUGGAAGCUUGGAAGAACACCACAACAGUGAUGUGGGUGAUGGUAAGGGCUCUGAUUGCAGUGAUGGGUUUGGGGAAAAUAAUGAAACCAUGGAUCUCAAUGCCAACAUAAAUGAAGAGAACCCUAAUGAGAAUAUCGUCAGUGGUAAGGAAACCGAUAGUGGGCAUUCAAAACUGUGUGCCAGAGGGCAUUGGAGGCCUGCAGAGGAUACCAAGCUCAAGGAACUUGUGGCGCUUUAUGGCCCUCAGAACUGGAACCUUAUAGCAGAGAAGUUAGAAGGGAGAUCAGGUAAGAGCUGUAGAUUGAGAUGGUUUAACCAGCUGGACCCAAGGAUCAAUAGAAGAGCUUUCAGUGAAGAGGAAGAGGAGAGGCUAAUGGAUGCUCAUAGACUGUAUGGUAACAAAUGGGCCAUGAUAGCAAGGCUUUUCCCUGGGAGAACUGAUAAUGCGGUCAAGAACCACUGGCAUGUCAUAAUGGCUAGGAAGUAUAGAGAACAAUCGAGUGCUUAUAGGAGGAGGAAGCUGAGUCAAUCUGUUUACAGAAGGAUGGAGGAGGACCCAAGCUUUGUCUGCAGGGACACAGCCACGAGAACAGAAACAAUGCCACCGUAUUCCAUCAAUCUCUCCAGUGGAGGAAUCAACAACAACCUCUCUCCUUUCCCAUUUGCAACCUUCAAUGGAGCUGUUGGUGGGGUUGUUUAUGGUUCAAAUGGUUCACCCCAGGUGAACAGUGGGGGAGAAGCAAUCUCAAGCAGCAAGCUCCCUCCUCACACUGGGUUUUGUGCGCAACAGACACCAUUCGAGUUCUUCUCUGGUCCCAAGAGCCAUGACAUGAUAAGCAUGUUCAGCCAGCACAGAUCUUGGGAUAGGCCAAGGGACGAGCCCAACAAUAAUACGUCUGGCUUCUAUCCCCAAUACCCUCCAUUGAUGAUGGCAAUGCAACAGUCAAACUACCAUAACACUUGUAAUUUCCCAAAUUCCACUGCAUCAACCCCUCAAGCUUCUGCCACUGAACCUUCAUCAUCAGAGAACAGAGUAGCCAGUCAUUUUGAGACCAUUCCACCACCAUUCAUAGACUUUCUUGGGGUAGGAGCCACAUGAGGUUAGAAGCCAAGAAAGCUGAAAGGGGGUGUCGGGUCUCCGCGAUCAUCAGAAUUAAUAGACCCUUAAUGUGGGCUUUGCUUCCAGAUAACUUAGGUAGAGGUAACUAGAGGUAAAAAGAGAGGGUUCCUGAAACUAUAACAUCUGCAUCAGGCUUUUGACAGUCAUCUUCCUAUCUUUUCCUUGUAACCCCCCUUAUUUUCCCGUCAAACUCUUCCAAAGGUGAAACAAUAAAUUAUGUUACUCUUUCUAUA